Molecule: messenger RNA, 6293 nt
Organism: Eptesicus fuscus (big brown bat)
Lineage: Eukaryota; Metazoa; Chordata; Mammalia; Chiroptera; Vespertilionidae
Gene: SRSF10
Product: serine and arginine rich splicing factor 10
Exons: 6
Coding region: 130-996 (288 amino acids)
Biological process (GO): mRNA splicing, via spliceosome
Cellular component (GO): cytoplasm; nuclear speck
Molecular function (GO): RNA binding
Source: RefSeq, a predicted model, not a curated record
GUGAAGUCUCGCGAUAAGAGGCAGUUGCCGUAGCGGAGCCCUCUGGCAGUGUGUGCGAGGAUCCCGUGCUGGAGCUGUGGACGGUUUGUUGAGCCCGUUAGUGCUCCUGCCGAGACUCACGCUGUCGUCAUGUCCCGCUACCUGCGUCCCCCCAACACGUCUCUGUUCGUAAGGAACGUGGCCGACGAUACCCGGUCUGAAGAUUUACGACGCGAAUUUGGUCGUUAUGGUCCUAUAGUUGAUGUGUAUGUUCCACUUGAUUUCUACACUCGCCGUCCAAGAGGAUUUGCUUAUGUUCAAUAUCCUUUCUUCAGAUGGCUGAUUAGUGAGGGGUGUUGGAGUUUGAAAUUCAAGUUUAUCCCCUUAACAUUUAGCACAUUUGAAGAUGUUCGUGAUGCUGAAGAUGCUUUACAUAAUUUGGACCGAAAAUGGAUUUGUGGUCGCCAAAUUGAAAUACAGUUUGCACAGGGAGAUCGGAAGACUCCAAAUCAGAUGAAAGCCAAGGAAGGGAGGAAUGUGUACAGUUCUUCACGUUAUGAUGAUUAUGACAGAUACAGGCGUUCUAGAAGCCGAAGUUAUGAAAGAAGGAGAUCAAGAAGUCGGUCCUUUGAUUACAACUAUAGAAGAUCCUAUAGUCCUAGAAACAGUAGACCGACUGGAAGACCACGGCGUAGCAGAAGCCAUUCCGACAAUGAUAGAUUCAAACACCGAAAUCGAUCUUUUUCAAGAUCUAAAUCCAAUUCAAGAUCACGGUCCAAGUCCCAGCCCAAGAAAGAAAUGAAGGCUAAAUCACGUUCUAGGUCUGCAUCUCACACCAAAACUAGAGGCACCUCUAAAACAGAUUCCAAAACACAUUAUAAGUCUGGCUCAAGAUAUGAAAAGGAACCAAGGAAAAAAGAACCACCUAGAUCCAAAUCUCAGUCAAGAUCACAGUCUAGGUCUAGGUCAAAAUCUAGAUCAAGGUCUUGGACUAGUCCCAAGUCCAGUGGCCACUGAUAGUAUAAACCAUGAUAUUUUUAGGCAUGUAUCAUUCAUUUACUCAUAGUUUGGUUUACUUAAAUUAUCAGGAAUACAAUGUUGCAAUGAUGCUUACAAAACACUUGUCAGUUUUCCCUGUACCAGGCAAUGGUUAUAAUUAAAGUGAUAUGCUGUUGAGAAGCCACUCUUAAGAGUCCAGUUUGUUUAAUGUUAUGGGCAGCUACCAAUUUGUGGUGUCUCUGUAUAUUUUUGUAAAGAUUCUCAUUUUUUAUGCUUGAAGUAUUGGUGAAAAGAUGUUGGUUGACCAUAAUUUGCAACAUUGUCUUAUUAAAAAUAAACUCAUCCAUAUUUGGUAGACCUGUUAACCUAGAAAUAUAGCUUGCUAAUAAGAUAGAAUGAUACAAAAGUGAAGUUGUAGCCACAGUACACUGAGUGAUCAGACACAUUUAGGUUCAGGGUGGACCUUUUUGUCUUGUUAAGAUGUCUAGGCCCGUGAAAAUAGUUAAUUUAUGACACAGUGUGGAAUAGGUCUUUUCUUAACCCCACCAUCUUAGGGAGUGAUGCAACUGGGUUAAGUAGCAUUUCCAGGGAGAUUGAGUUUUUUAUUGAAACAUGGAGCCUUCACUGCUUUUUUUCUGGUUUCUAAGACGAUUUGGAAUAUAUAAACAUCAGAAAAACUCACCUUAAAAUUUGAACAGGUCAAUGAUGACAAAUUUGAGAUGGAAAUGAUGCUCUUAUGUAGUUACUCUAAACUUGAACAUUGUUGACCAUAAUAGCUUAGUUUUUGCUGCUGUUAAAAGCAAGUUAAUUGUUUCACAGUAAGUUUGUGUGUGUGCAUAGUGCAAAAGAACUACAUUUUGAUACUUAUAGCACUUGGUGUAUGUGCAUUUGUAUCAAAAUUUGCCUACCUCUUUAUGAAGGAGGCUUGUUCUUCACACCUGUUUAUUUAAUGUGAGGCAAAUUGAAAGACACUCCCAUUCUAGGUGAUUCUGUGGUGCCAUGAAAAAGAAUUGAUGGAUUAUCAAUGUGUAGUACCUGACUAAAAAUGAGGAAAAAAUUCCCUUUAACCAUUUUAUAAUUUCUAGCAUUUCUCUGAGAGAUCGUUUUAGGGACAAUAAAAGUUACUUGAUGUGUCCAGUCUCAUUUCAGAAUAAAAGCUAGCAUCUUCAAAAUUUUUAGAUUGCUUGCUUGCCAGGUUAUAAGGAAGAAAUAUUGUGGGAAAACGACUCCUUUUAGAGGAUUGCUUUUUUCAAUUUUGCUUUUAGUAAUAUAGGCCUUGCCUGUAAAGAACAAAAGGUGGUUUUUAAAUACUGUUUGUGGAAUGUGUUUAAAGGUUGAUUCUAGGACCUUUGUAUAUUUGAUAGUAUUUCUAACUCUUAUUUCUUUACUGUUUUGCAGUUAAUGUUCAUGUUCUGCUAUGCAAUCAUUUAUAUGCACGUUUCUUUAAUUUUUUAGAUUUUCCUGGAUGUAUAGUUUAAACAACAAAAAAAGUCUAUUUAAAACUGUAGCAGUAGUUUGCAGUUCUAGCAAAGAGGAAAGUUGUGGGGUUAAACUGUAUUUUCUUUCUUAUAGAAGCUUCUAAAAAGGUAUUUUUAUAUGUUCUUUUUAACUAAUAUUGUGUACAACCUUUAAAACAUCAAUGUUUGGAUCAAAAUAAGACCCAGUUUAUUUUCUGCUUGCUGUAAAUGAAGCAAACGUGCUAUAAUAAAAACAAAAUGAAGGAAAUAAUGAUUAACUGGAAUUAUUAUAGUUUUUAAUGAGAUCCUAAAAUAACAAUGGAAGCAAUCUUUUGUAGAUUGAGGAAUAGUUUUAAUCAGUGUUGCAGUAGGCACAACUAACUUUUACUUUGGAAAUGAAUAGAACUUACCAGUAAGGUACAUCUUUUACAUGGUACUUAAAAAUUCCUUAUGUAAUGUCAAAGCCCCUUGGGUUAAGUAACUUAGAGGUUAUUAGUAGUGUUAAGAUAUGCAUUAAAGUGAAAUUUGGUCAGCUAAUUAGAAGUUUAUUGGGUAGACCAAUAAUUCUGCUCUUCCCAGUCCUAAACAAGAUACGUUAUGUCUUGUGUUUAUGGCAUGGUUUAAAAUGCUUUUGCAUUGAAUUUGAUGAGCAAUUAAUAAGUGAUAACUAUUUUGGGGAGCUGGUUUAGGUGUUUGGAUUCCAGCUACUAAAUAAUGGCAAUAAUUAUAGCUGAUAGUUACUGAGUAUUUAUGAUGUGCCAGACACUGUUCUAAAAGUUUUUUAUGUGUUAGCUCCUUGACUCUUCACAAAACCCUAUUAGAUAGAUACUUUUAUUUUCCCCAUAUCACAGAUAAGGAAAUAGAGGCACAAAGAAAGGGCCAGAUUAUUGAGUCCAAACCUGGUCCUCUUGUGGUUUGGUGGUUGUUUUUUUGUUUUGUGUUUUGUUUUUUUAAUGGACUACAAUUUGAGAAAAGUAGAUUGAGGAGAUGAUUCUCAGUCUCUAGAAUUAAAAGACCUUGUAUUUUCAUUUUUUUUACUUGUGUCUUAUUUUUAGACUCGUCUGUGUUAUUUCUGAAAAAAGAUACGUAACAGAGCUUCAAAAGGACUAUAUUAUAGUUGAACCCAUAAUAGUUAGGAUCCUACUGAUACUGAUGAGGAUCCUUACACAGUACUUUAAUUUUGGGUUACAUACUUGAGUUGCACAAUUAUUGAGUACCUACUGUGUGUCUGGCACUAUGCUUAAUAUAUUAAACCAUCAAGACUCAAGUGAGGGAUGACACUUCACCUCUCUUUUUACAUUUUGUUUUAAGCCAAAUAAGCAAGAAGAUAAAUGACAGAUAAUGCCUCAGUGAGAAAGAAAAGGUGUGCUACUUAGUGUAUGAGCUAUUAAGGUAUAACCCUGGGAACUAUUGUACUAUUCUCUUGAAAAUCUGGCCCAGUAAGCUGCUACAUCCAGUUCAACUAACAAAAUCCUGUAUACCACAGAGAAGAAUAAAGAAAACCAAACUGACAAACAUCCUUCUUUUAUUUAAGACCAAACUGCAGCUGGAAUACCCAGUACAGUUCUGCUUACUACACUUCAAGAAAGAUCUGAGAAAAGCGGAAAAAGAACCAAAGAAGGGCAGUUCAAGCGACCAAAGGGUGGGUGGAAGGUGCUGCAGUAUGAAUACUGUGUGAAUAUUUUGACUCUGGUCUGAAAAGAUAAAAGAAUGUUAUUGAAACUACAUGGAAUAAUUGAAGUCCCUUCAAGUUUGGAAGUAAGCAUUUUAGGACAAAUAAAAGGAAAUUCAGCUUUGUACUUGUGGAAACUAAUCCCUAAAUCUGAGUAGGUUUAUAUUGAUUCAUGGAUAACAGGUCCAUAAUAAAUUACUGGAAACUAGGAUGUCUGAAUAUCACAGUAGACAGCCAUAAGUCUCCUACAGUGCUUCUUUUGGUCUGUCUGAAACUGAAUUGGGUGAGAAAAGGCAUGGUCCAAUAUAAACUUUUUCUUGGUUAUCUCUUAAAGUCAGAUACAUUUUUGCUAUUGGCAAAUAUUGCCUUUGUUCCAGUGCCAGUGUUUUACUGUUUAAUGGUUUGCUUUGUUGGCAUCUGAGUUUAUUUACCUGUAUGCCAUGUGCAGUUUACAUCUUCCUUAAACACUAUUCCCAGGUAAAUUCUAAUUAUAAUACUUGACAUCCAGUUAAGAGGUUCCACAUCUCUUCUCACCUCUUUCUUAGCAUAUUCACAAACAUUUACUGAGCCCUUACUAUAAGCAACAAUUGUACUGGAUAAUUGGGAGGAAAAAUAGAUUUAAAAUUCACUUAUUCAAUAAAUGUCUGAGCACAAUCUAGUGAAUAACAUUACAGUAUGGCCUCGUUUUGAGGUGUAUUGUUUGACAAUAUUUUACACCAUAUCCUAAUGUAAUUAUAAAACCCAGUAUACUAUCAAAGAUAAGUAAUUUUUUGGUUACCUGCCAUUAAAAAGUAUCUGGUAUUUCUGUUUGCAUCCCAUUAAUACAAAUAAUGAAAAAAUGUUUUGAUCUGUAAUAAACUGAUUUAUUGUGCAGUGACUGUAAUAUACUAGAAUUAAAUUGUUAACUGCCUCCUCAAACACACAUUAGGAAAUAAUCCCCCCAAAAGUAUUUCAUUUUGCAUUAGAUAUACAGGACACUGGGUGCUAUAAUUAGAUUAUUUUGAGGCAGACAGAGAGCUGUUAUCCCAACUGAUUAAGUAUGUUCUGUAACUGAGAAAAUGUUCGCCAAGUUAUACUUUUUAGUGAUUGACAUGUACAUUUUGUAGGGGACAUGUUCUGUGUAUAGUGAAUAAAUAACUUUUAUAGUAUCACAAAAUGUUUUGGAUUCCUUAGUUCCUUAUUAGGAUAUGAAGGCUAUUUGCCUAUAUGUUGAUUCCAUUGCUCUUAUUUUUGUCAUGUUUCUGCCACAUUUAAACUUAAUGUUAUUCAUCUAAGAAUAUGGAUUUUGUAAAGAUUUCAAAAAUACAGCAGAAUACACAUAACUAAGGGGAGGUAUGAACUGGAGGUUUAUGUAAGUUUUUCAAUCCUGAACUGGAGGUUAUUUUUACUCAUGUUAAAUUUUGAACGUGGCCAAGAUACAUAGAGAAUGGCAGAUUAACUAGAGUCCAUGAUUUUUCAUUUAGUUCAUCUUUGUCACAGUUUUGCACUGCACUUUUUAACAAAUGGGAAGUGUUUUUAUAGCUUAAAAUUAUACGAGAAUCUAAAGGUUCACUGAGAGGGAAGAUUUUUAAGAUAGGUUUAAUUGCAAAAAGUAUUUUGUGACUCUUCUGAAUGGAAGAGGUUAAAUGUAACCCAAGCUCUCACAGCUGUUGUGACACACUUUUUCCAGGCUGGUUUCCUGAAUUUCAAUAUUAUAUUGCAUUUUGAUCAUAUUCCCAUUUACAAAAUCCUGAGAUAUUCUGAAAUAGGGGAGCUGUGACUUGAGACAGCAGAGGGGUAGCUCAGGAAUAAUCUAAUGGCAUUCUGCCAGGAGGUCUAUUAAAGCCUUUAAGAAUCCCUGGAAAUAAACUGCUCUCGUUGAUAAAUGAAGUAAAAGCAACCUAUUUGUCUCCAACUAUUGACUCUAUAAGACAGGACUGGUUGCUAUGGAAAGGUUCUUUCUAGGGUUUUCACCCUCUGCCCCUUCUUCCAACAUUGUUAAUGUUUAGUGCUUUACGUUUAUGUAUUCCUAACCUUUAUUUCAACCUUAUAUUAAAGAUGGGAAUUUUUUUUGUUUGGAAUAAAAGCAAGGCAUGUUAAAUUCAUUUCAUUCAUAAUUGCCAGAGUAGUUUGUUAAGUAAAAGGCCUAUGUGAAGUUUUUUAUGGAUCACCUCUCUUUGAAUACUGGAGAAAUAAACUGGUCUAGG